Molecule: messenger RNA, 8225 nt
Organism: Puntigrus tetrazona (Sumatra barb)
Lineage: Eukaryota; Metazoa; Chordata; Actinopteri; Cypriniformes; Cyprinidae
Gene: luzp1
Product: leucine zipper protein 1
Exons: 4
Coding region: 536-3622 (1028 amino acids)
Source: RefSeq, a predicted model, not a curated record
CCGUCGCUCUUUCCCUCUCAUCGGGGAAGGCGGGACGGUAUUAGCCGGGCAGGGCGUUCUUUCCGCGGUCACAGGCGGCGUAGUCGUUCUAGGGGUGGGUCUUUCUUGGCAGAGGAAAACCCACCUUUUUCAUUGUUUGGAUCUCGAAGGAAUGUGAUGGUUUGAUCUCGCGGCGCAAGGGAGGGGGUGAGAGAAGGAACUAGCGAGGACCCUGCUGAGAGCUGCUCUAUUCAUCCUCAAAAAGUCAAACGCGACUGAGUGCUUUGCCCUUCCAGAGAGCUACCUAAAAUCGCCGUCGUACUUCUCCCGGCGCUCAAGGUGGUCAGAACUCACUUGGAUAACUAGUGAUAGUGGAGAAGACUGAAAUAAAGUAUUCAAAGCACCCUCCUGAAGGCAGGAGGAAAACGGGGACCUUUCCUUUUAUAAUUUCUUCUCAAGAGUCCCAGACCACUUAGAAAACACCGCCAUACAAAUGUGUACCCCUCCAUCAAACAAUCAUAAAGACCUCACAGUAGAUUAGUAUCAGAAAGAAAAAAUGACAGACACAACAAGUCGCCAUCUGAGACACAAGUUGCAGAGCUUAGGACGACGUCUGGAUGAGCUUGAAGAGGCCAGAGGCAAAUUACAAAAAGCUGAAGAUGAACUUCUUGACAUUCAGGACAAAAUUAUUCAGGCCGAGGGGAGCAAUUCCUCACUGCUUGCCGAUGUGGAGACAAUGCGGAAGAGAUUGCUCAAAAUUGAAGGCAAAGAUGAAGAGGUCAGGAAAGCAGAGGAUCUUUGUCGUGAGGUUAGGGAGAAAUUAGAUCAGGAAGAGAAACUUACCAAGGAUCUCAAAUCAGAGAUUGAGCGCCUUCAGCGCAGAAUGACUGAACUUGAGAAGCUUGAAGAGGCUUUUGGUAAAAGCAAGUCGGAUUGUACCCAGUUGUGCCUUAGUCUUAAUGAAGAGAAAAACCUGACCAAAAAGCUUGCAGCAGAGCUUGAUACCCUGAAGGCCCGUGUUAAGGAAGUGGAUACCUCUGAAGCUCGACUAGACAGGGCAGAAAAAUCCCUUACUGCAGAAAUGGAGAAACUAAAGAGUCUCACUCAGACUUUUGUGACUGAACGCAAAAGACUUUUGGAAAGGCAGAGAGAGGAUGAGAAAAACAUACUCAAGUUGACUGAGAAGCUUGAACGUCAAAAAAACAAACUAGGCCCAGCUGACCAUAGCCGAUUUGAUUCUAGAGAUCUUCGAAUUGAGGAUGAGUUCUCAGCAGGCCUUACAUGCAAACUGGCCAGGAAGAAGAGUCUUGAUUACUUAAAGCUUUCAGGUGACCUAGAUUUGAGGAAUGAGUCAGAGAAUGAGAAAAAUAGUUUGGAGGGGCAAGAAGAUAAUAAGGUAAAAGACCUCAGCCAGGAAGUAGAAAGAUUGAAGAAUCGUUUGAAGCAGAUGGAGUUAGUGGAGGAAGACCUGAAGAACAUGGAAUCCAAGAAUGCUGAACUGAUAGAAAAGUACCAGCAGGAGAGAAACCGUAGUCAAGCUCUCCAUGAUCAGGUUGAGCAGAUGAAAAUACAGCUCAAUGGUUGCAGCAGCAGUAAUGGAAAUUCUGCAAUUACUAGCACUACAAAGGUCCUAGAGAAUGGUAAGGCAGAAAUUGAAGAGAUCCAUGUACGAGGCUUCAGACAGGAGAAACCUAAAUUGCUAAAUAGGAGUCCUGCUGCUUCUGAACCAGUCACCUCAAAGUAUAAAAGCAGAGAAGCAUCCCCUCAGCAGAGGCGAGAAACUAAGCAAAGGAACAAAGACCUGUGUCAUUCCACAGAAAGUUCCCCAAAGACUGUACGAAGGACUCUUAGUCCAGCACAUAGUGUCAGGAAAGGUGUGAAGUCUGCUUCUUCCAGUACUACUUCUGAUAAUGGGACAAAAGAUGGAAAGAAAGAUGAAAAAAUUGUAAGUGCCUCAUCAAGUACUCUCAGUGAAAGCAAGAAAGUUUCAGUCCUUAGUCGCUAUCCUCCAGCUGCUAAUGAUCAAAAAUCUUGGAAGCCAUCUGUCAAGCAAAUCGACAGUGAUAGCAAUAAGAGUCGAACAGAGAAGUUGUCCAGGUACCCUGGAAAUGAUAGUGAAUCGAACAACUCUGAUGGGUCACUCCUUAUUUCAGCCAGUGCUGCUGUCAUUGCUUCAUCUGAGAAAGGACUAACUGAACCAACAAGUCUAGAUCAGGAUGCUUCUUCAGUGUUGACUAUGUCCAAGGCAAAUGGAUCCUAUACUGCUUACAGAUCCCAUGUAUCUCCAUCUGUUCUGAGUGACCACGGUUCUGAUGGUCACUCCUCAGCUUCCGAAACAGAAUCUACUGGCUCCAGACGAUCUGCAGGUGAGCAAAAUGACCCCCUGAUGUCAAGUGGAAGAAAAUACACUAGAUAUUCACGGCUGCAAGAAUCUUACUCUGAUGGUUCCUCUAAGAUCCCCUUCAGUGAGGAGCAACAUAAGCCUCUUACGGUGGAAGUGGAUACACAGGAAACUACGCAUUCUACCUCAGGUAUUGAGGUCCGCAGGGUAUGCAGCCCUCGUGAAGCCCUCCGGUCAAAAGCUAUCAUCAAGCAAGCCAUUGUUGAGAUUGAUAGAAAGGAAGUGAUGUCAGGAGGAGUCACAGAGCCUUUGACAACCAGUGGGAAACCCAAGAUCUCCACAAAGCCAGUACUGACUAGCAAGAUGACCAGCAGUAUCACCUUCUAUCCCAAUGACCCUAGCUCUUCUCGAACUAGCAGUCGGAGCAGUAGUUUAUCAAGCGAGCCCCCUUCCAAGGAAAGGCACACUUCCACAAGUAAUAUUGUCAUCAGCCCCAGUAUUGAGCACAGAGGUAGCAUCUCUAUACCUUACGAAAUAUCCAUCCCUAAGAGUGAGAUUGCCCUACGUCAAAGUGAGGCUGAUGCUGACUUUUCUGAAACUCACAGUUACCUUGAGACUGCUCCUGUUGAAGCAUCCCUUGUAUCACAAAGCAGCUUCAGCCUCCAGUCUUCAGAAGCUUCAGACUUGAACAAUGACACAGAGUCUGGCUUUGAGAGCAGCAGUAGCAGCACCAUGACCAGCUGGAGAACCCACCACAAUCACCGCUCAUAUGAUGACACUUUACCCGAAAUGAGAAAUGUCACUGUCAGGAGCACUUGGAGGAGCCGUGGGGCAGCUUCUGUGGAUGAAUCUGCUCGAGCACUAAGGCAAGAUGGCUCAGAGGAUGAGGUUGAGUCUGCAACCACCUGGAGAGCGUAUAGGGCAACUACAGUGAUGGACACUCCAUCGAACUCCAGCACUGUUGCUAAUUGUGGAGGUAAACCAAGCCCAGUCGAAGUAUACAUGCGUAGGAUCAACAAUGCAGCACCAUCUGUCCCUGAACUGGGACGACGGAACAAGAAGACUGCUUCACCAGAGAGGGCUAUUGCACAUGAGCCUGUCAGUGCUCAGCAACUUCAGCCAAGAAGCCGUAAACACCCCAUGCCUGCAGAUGAUCGAGAAACUGCUCCGUCCCCAUGGCGAAGGCAGCCUGCGGGUGACGUGGACCUGUACGAUAGGUCUGGGAGUCGUGGAGCGUGGUCUAGCAGAAACCGCACAGCUGAUGGAAGCCGGUCCUGGUCAAAUCGCCAUCUUGACAACUGACCCAGAUUACCCACAUUUCCAACUAGAGUUCUUGCAUCUCAAAGCGGCUCUUGUGCCCAAGGAACCAAGCUCAUCUCAUCGUUGACCCCUGGGAACCUCUUUGUCAUACUCUUACAUCAACCACACCUGUAUUGAUUCACCAUCUUCCAGCUGUCAUUUGGGAACGGAAGUCACAUGUUCCUACAGCGAUGAAUCCUCUUCUGCUCCUCGUAGUGUAUUAAGUCUUCAGAUGUGACAAGGGAGAGGCGCAGACAUGUGACAUGUGUCUUGGUGUUUGAAAGAUGUGAAAGGGGCUUUGGAUCAGCAUUUUGAGAGCCCCACACAGUCCUCUCUGGUGCCACACAGGUCCUGGUAGAUGUCCAAACUUGAGUUUCGUGUGUUUUCACAAGGAGCAAGUUACAGGCUUUUUAAAGUAGUCUUUUUUCUGGAUGGUGCUUAAUUCAGGAAUUCAUUUGGAUUAUUGCACACAGCUAAAAUGUAUUGAUUAUUCAGCAAUCUCAUGUAGAGCCAGUAAUCAACAACAUGCUAAGUCUUUAGUAUGCAUUAAUGUACAUAAGUUUUCAUGCCCAGUGCCCAAGUUUAUUUGAUCUCAUUUGUAAUUUGCUCCUUGUUGCUGAUCAUGUCUAUUGAACUGUAUACUUUUACUAGUCUGUUUAAUUCCUUUAUCUUCAUCUCUUUAACUGGAUUUGAUGGUUUCAUAACCAGCAUAGCGAAUUCACAGGACCACCAACACUAAAAAGCUGGGAAACGCAUCUGCAUGUUGAAUCUUCCCAUCUCAGUAGCUCUGAAGGGAUAUUGGUUUUGGAUUCCAAACCAGCUAGAGAAGAAUCCUAUCAUCUAGAGCUUGUCUCGGUGUGACCUCGUCUGUCUGGGUAGCUAACUAGGAUUAACCCAAAUGCUGGACAUUUAUGGAGGAUUUUCAAAGCGGACUCCUCACAGCCGUUUUGUGACUCUACUCGCAAACUUUGCACAGAAAGACUCUCAGUACGUCACAGGAAACCAGCGUUAGAGAUUCUGCUGGUCCGAGGCAGUCUAAAAAAAAAAACCCUAGAUGGGUCGUGUUUUCAGUUAUUUCAGCUGUAAAGCUUGUUGAGCCUUGAGGGUGGCUAGCAUGACACCACAGAGGAUCCAGAAUGCUUAAGUUAGGAAUGCCUGUGCCUGGAUAAACGACCUCACCAUUGAAAACAUUGGAAUGCCCAUCACUUUGUCCUUGUGCGGAAAUAUUAUUGAAUAGAGCUGCUGCAGUUGAAAUGUCUUGUACUGUUUCUAUUAGGUUUUAAACUCUAGUGCCGCCAAUGAUUUAUUUUCUCGUUCAGGCUCAGAUUCCUCUUGCCCUUGAAGUGUCUGUGUUUAUUAAUAUCUCUCUUAUACAAUACCAUGUCUCGAUUGAACCCGACAAUGACAGCCAAGGGUCCGCCAGAUGAUCUGUCUCCAACGUCACUGGAAUGUGGUUAUUUUUUUAUUGUUUUAAUCUAAAGCUUUGUGUAAAGUUUUGGGAGUGAAUGGGCAGUGUGCUUUCUUUGCAGCAUAUUCCUUGGUUAUCACCCUCACGGUCAGUUUUGCUUUUUUCUGGUUUCGCGUGCUUCUGUGUCCUGUAUUUAUCUCUCUACUUGGGCUGGAUGGAGUCUUUGAAACACUUUUUGUUUAUCGAUUGAUCCAUUUUAUUUAAGCCAUUCUAAAGAAUUUGUAAUUGCUUAAUUAAUUAAAACAGUACAAAAACUAAAUCCAGACUAAAUCCUUGUAAAAAUCAGUCAUUUCUGAUGUAUAAAUAACGUUUUUACUGCUUUAGUUUGGAUUAUACCUCAGAAAUGGAGACUUAGCAGCAAAAAGUGUAACGAAUAAUGUAAUGAUUUUAACACCCAGAAUUAAUUUUCUACACCAUAUAUUUUUUUCAUUAAUUUCUGAAAGUUUUUUUUUUUUUCUCCUUAGACUUUGUCGGUGGUUUGGCGUUGUACUUUCUAAAUUUUGGUGUCUGCUUUGUUCUGCACUGUAAAACCAAGCAUCUGUCUUUCCAAAUGCAUCCCCCAGACUUCACCUCUACUUCCUGUUCAGGGGUCUUGGGCUGAAGUGAACAUGCUGGUUCCUGUAUCUCAUGCCCUUGCUUUCCCAGAAUACCUCAGUGCUCUGGACUGCUGUAAUCCAAGAUGCUGGUCCCUAAAGCCGUUUUAUUAGCUGGCUAAAGCAGUGGCAGCAGGCCUGAUAUACGACCCCAGUGUUGGUUGCCGGUCGUAGGUCAGUGCUGCAUUUGAUGGGCGUAUAACUUGUAAGGGAGGAAGUGAGACUAGCUGGCAGCAAAAGAGGAAGCAGAAAGGCUGAACGGCCAACUCUUUGGGAUCCAUGUGUGGUACCAAGAGGGUCAGCCUGGAUUCUGUAGAGUUUUAGCCAUUUCUCAACUUCCACAAAUAGUUUGAGGCAUUAUAAAUUGUAAAUCCCUCUAUAAUAAAAUUGUACCCGCUCGAAGCUUGCAAACAUGAUCCUAAAACUGCAGCAUGACCCAAAUGGAUGUGAUGAUAUAGUGCGAGUCUGUACUGGAAAUACCAGCAGACUCUUCCCUCCCAACCCCCCGGCCAGGCAAAGGUCUCUCGGCUGCUCUGUGGCUUCAACGCGCAACCACAGCUGUCGGAAACCGUAGUUUUUAUGUGCUCACAAGACAGUCCAAAGUUUCUGAAAGAGGUCUUUUUAAAGAGGCCGACUGAAGCCGCAAUUCUCAAGGAAUUCUUCCUCAUUUCUCAACCCCAUUUACUAAUGUGUCAGUGUGCCGUUCGCCCUCAGAAGUCAUCUAACACAUGUCUCUGAUUUUCAUUCCUCCACUUCUGUCUUUAGCUCUCUGUGGAAAUGAUGGCUACGAGUUUGUAUUACACGUCUCAGAACGGAUCAAAGGUUCAUAUAGUUUCACAUACUGUUCGAUUAAAAAAUGAAAUCAUGAAAAUAUAUCUCUACGUCAAGGUUUUUCCAUCUGCAUCACUUUUGUGUACAUUUGAGGUCAAUCUUAGCCUAGUUAUAACGCCAGUCGGUUAGCAUAACCAUGUUUAGCUUCUGACGGUUGGUGAUGACUCAGAAUGGUUUUUAAUCAUUUUUAGUGACAAUUUUCUAAGCCUUAUUGAGGAGAGUGGUUGUACUUUUUUUUUCUAAAUGUCAUUUAUAAGCAAUAAAGUAAUAUUGAAUGUACAGAAGAGAAAUUUUGAAGGCUGUGUUAUACCCGCAUUGUGAGCCGGCAUUGGUCCUGAAAGGUCAAAAAUAGGUCAUGGUGUCAUGAAAUAUCACUCCAGAAUCUGCACUUAACCAGCACUUAACGUAAAAGACUUUUAACCUUUUCCUUAACCUUUAUGGAUUUCAUUUUCUAAUAAGCCUGUUUCUCCCCUAGUUCACUUCCCCCUAAUUAAUUGAAUGUACAGCCAUCAAAGAUGUGUAUAUAUAUAUGUAUGUGUAUUUGUGCACUGGCCAAAAUGAAAGAAUAAGUUCACCUGCAGCAACCGAGAAACAGAUCUUGUAUUUUUGGGGUUGACUGUCCAGUCCACAUCAUUUGUAUAGACUGCAAGUGUUUUAUUUUAAUUUGUCAUUUAUUUUUUUUUUUUUUUUUCUGUACGGCCAAGUGCUCUGUAUUGUCUGUUUUAGUUGACACUUAACGUGCCAAAAAUCAUUCCAAGAUAUUUUUGUAGUUUACAAGGAAACAAACAGCUUCUUAAGCAUUAUUGAAAUUAAAAGGGUAAAUAUUUCUGUCGUCAAGCUUUUCAUUCUUUAUCUGCUUUUUAGUUUUUUCAAACUACAAUUGGAUAGGUUUUAUUUAAAAGUAUCUUGUAAUUUUGUAAAGUGGGCCAUGUUUAAGAUAUGUCAAUUUUUUCCCUUUUUUGUUUAUUGUGUAGAUGUGUACCUUAUUGGGCUCCUGGAGAGUGUUUUUGGAUUAUUAAUUUCAGUAUGAUGUUUUAUUCACAAUUUGUAUGAACUAUUAAAGUUAGAAGACUCAGUUAAAAGUGUUAAUUCACCAGCUUUUCAAACGUUGCUUUUUUUCCUUUCAUUCUAAGGGAAGUGUUUAGGUAAAGUAAGAUGGAUAUGUUGAGCCAGAGGCUCAGUUUGGUUCAGUUCUGUACUCCUCUUUUAUUAUCCGUUCAGACUGUGGGUUUCCCUUCUGUUCAUUCAGGGUUCAUUCAUCUCCUGUGCCGUAUUAAAAGCGCUGCCAAAGACAGAUUUCAGGCCUUAAACACACACAUACGAAAACUUGCUCUAAAAAACACACACACACACACACAGACACACAGUAACUGAAAUUAAAGUUCACUGAUUUUUGCUUACACCGUCUCUCUAAGACACUGCACAUAUAAAUACAGGCCUGCAUCGUCAAAGAAGGGAGAAAAAGAAUGGUUAUGAAGCAGAUGUUGGUAUAGCGUGAACCUGCGGUGAGGACACAGGUGAACAUGCUCAUUGUAUUCAGCCUCUCAGUGUCAGCAAUAACACUGUGUUUCAGUCUUACACCUUUGUACUGUAAUAUUUGUGCAUGUUUCAGCUUAACAUGUUUCAGCAUUGUGCAUGGAGCUAGACAUCUCUUUAGGCUGAACUGCAGACUAUAUGUAUUCCAGCUAAUAUAAUAAAAGCAACUUGUUUGUAA